This is a messenger RNA of Carassius gibelio (silver crucian carp), 1354 nucleotides long. RefSeq names its product uroporphyrinogen decarboxylase. Gene Ontology annotation, molecular function: uroporphyrinogen decarboxylase activity. NCBI's taxonomy places the organism in Eukaryota, Metazoa, Chordata, Actinopteri, Cypriniformes, Cyprinidae. The transcript has 10 exons. Gene Ontology annotation, cellular component: cytosol. The record is from RefSeq and is a predicted model, not a curated record. Bases 146 to 1255 code for a protein of 369 amino acids. Gene Ontology annotation, biological process: heme biosynthetic process.
GUCAUGUGACAAUUUCAAGAUGGCCGCGCCCUCAGUUUGGCGACAUGGCGUUGUUCAUUUUGUAACAACACAGUGUCAGUCAGUGUAAAACAGCUUGUCAAAGCCUGCACACUCUUAUUCAAGUCUUCCUUUGACGCUGGCAAUAAUGGAUAAAGACAGCUUGAUUCUCCCCGAAGACUUUCCAGAGCUGAAGAACGACACAUUCCUCAGAGCCGCUCGAGGAGAAGAGAUCGAGCACAUUCCAGUGUGGUGCAUGAGACAGGCUGGCCGCUAUCUGCCAGAGUUCAGGGAAUCGAGGGCAGGGAAGGAUUUCUUUGAGACAUGCCGCUCUCCUGAAGCUUGCUGUGAGCUGACGUUACAGCCCCUCAGACGAUUCCCAUUUGAUGCUGCCAUCAUCUUCUCUGACAUCUUGGUGGUCCCUCAGGCCAUGGGAAUGGAGGUCCAGAUGAGUCCAGGAAAGGGCCCCACUUUCCCAGAACCACUGAAGGAGCCUGAAGAUCUGCAGAGACUAAAGACUAAAGUGGACGUGUCGUCUGAACUCGACUACGUUUUUAAAGCCAUCACACUGACACGACACAGAAUCGAGGGAAAAGUGCCUCUCAUCGGCUUCACUGGAGCUCCGUGGACUCUGAUGUCCUACAUGAUUGAAGGAGGAGGCUCUGCGACGCACUCAAAAGCUAAACGCUGGCUCUACAGGUUCCCAGAGGCCAGCCACAAACUCCUGAGCCAGCUAACAGACGUCAUAGUGGAGUAUCUUCUCGGACAGGUGAAAGCUGGAGCUCAGGCUCUGCAGGUUUUCGAGUCUCAUGCUGGUUGCUUGGGCCCAGUGGAGUUUAAAGAGUUUUCUCUGCCUUAUCUGAGAGACAUUGCUCGUCGUGUCAAAGCCAAGCUCAAAGAAUCUGGUUUGGACAAUGUGCCUAUGAUCGUUUUUGCUAAAGAUGGUCAUUAUGGGCUCGAGGACCUCUCUGAGUCUGGUUAUGAAGUUGUGGGUCUUGACUGGACCAUAGAUCCUCGUUCAGCACGUAUCCGGACGGGAGGAAAAGUUAGUUUGCAAGGCAACAUGGAUCCCUGCGCACUUUAUGCCACAAAGGAGCGCAUAUCAGAGAUUGUGAAGAGGAUGUUGGAGGGCUUUGGCACCAAGGGCUACAUCGCUAAUCUGGGCCAUGGCCUGUACCCUGAUAUGGACCCAGAAAAUGUGGGCGCGUUUGUAGACGCCGUUCACAUCCACUCUCGCCAGCUCCUCAACCGCAAAUAAGAGGUUCCUCUCUCGUCAGGAGACCUGAACACAAGAGAAAAACAGCAACUGUUGGUGUGCAUGGCUUUAUCAUUCGAUAUGUCACCGGGUGAACCACUC